Molecule: messenger RNA, 1527 nt
Organism: Cordyceps militaris CM01
Lineage: Eukaryota; Fungi; Ascomycota; Sordariomycetes; Hypocreales; Cordycipitaceae
Product: serine peptidase, putative
Exons: 3
Coding region: 1-1527 (508 amino acids)
Biological process (GO): proteolysis
Molecular function (GO): dipeptidyl-peptidase activity; serine-type exopeptidase activity
Source: RefSeq, a predicted model, not a curated record
AUGCAAUUGCUCAUGUUGACGGCCGUUCUUGGCCUUGUGGCUACCGGGGAGGCCUUCCCCAGAAUUGUCAAGCCGAUUAGGCCUAUGAGGACUAUGUCGGAAACUGGCCAGAAUCCAAACUCGAGUGACGCGACGCAGGCGUACUUUGACCAGCUCAUCGACCACAGCCGUCCGGAGCUCGGUACCUUCAAGCAGCGGUACUACUACAGCACCAAGUACUAUAAGGGCCCGGGCUCGCCUGUGUCCCUCGAUGCGCCGUCCGAGGCGGCCCUGCCACCCGAGUACGUGGACCUGACCAACCGCACCAUGAUCGGGUUCAUCGCGCAGAACCUGGGCGGCGCGGCCCUUGCCCUCGAGCACCGCUUCUACGGCGAGAGCACCCCCGUCAAGGGCACCCCGAACACGGAGACAUUCCAGCCGCUGACGCUGGAAAACUCGAUUGAUGACCUCGUCUAUUUCGCGAGAAACGUCAAGCUCCCAUUUGACACUGAAGGCAUGUCGCACCCCGACCGAGCGCCGUGGACGCUGAGCGGCUGCUCGUACUCGGGCGCGUUGUCGGCGUGGACCGAGAGGCUCGCGCCGGGCACAUUUUGGGCGUACCAGGCUGGAAGUGCUGUCGUAGAGGCACGCAACAGCCUCUGGCAGUACUAUAAGGUGAUUGGGGAUGCGCUGCCGCAAAACUGCUCAGCCGACUGGCGGCUCGUCAUGGAGCACAUUGACGACGUGCUCAUGAACGGCAGCGAUUGCAGAAAGACGGAGCUGAAGCGCCACUUGGGAGCGGCAAAUGCCACCGACGAGGAGGCUGCCGAGACCGCAACGCGUUGGUUGCCUCAGUGGCAGCGUCAGCAGUACUCCUCUGGCUACUCUAUGGUUUUCAAAGUCUGCGACUUCAUCGAGAAUCAACUGCCCGAAAAGUACGAGGCUGCACCAGGGCCCGACGGGCUUGGGCUGGAAAAGGCACUGCAAGGCUACUUGCGCUGGCAAGACUCACUCAAUACCCCGUCUCACGUCGACCAGGCGGACGAUGGCCUGGUAGACCCUUGGCUAUGGCAACUCUGUAAUGAACCGUUCCAGUGGUGGCCCACGGAGAAGCCCGGUGAGCCCCUCCACAUCACCACCGGCUACGACACGGAGGAGUCCGCGCGGAAGGAGGACUGCAUCGAUAUAUUCCCCGACGUCGGCAAGUAUAAGGUCGGCAUCAAGCUGGGCCGCGAUGAGACCACAGUGAACCGUCUGACGGGUGGGUGGGAUAACAACAACGCCACACGGCUGGUCUGGGUCAAUGCCGAGCUCGACCCAUGGCUGUUCGCGACCGUCUCCUCGCCCGACAGACCUGGCGGCCCGCUGGAGGGCACGGAUGACGCGCCCCUGUACUGGCUGCCCGGCGCUGCGCAUUGCAACGACUACAGGACGGAGAAUUACAACGUCAACGAGGAUGCGCGCGCCAUGUUUGACGGCGUGGCGGACAACAUGAAGAGGUGGGCGGCUGACUUUUACAUGCAGCACAACAUCACACGCGACUUCUAA